AUGUCUGGUAGUACAGAUAAGUGUAUAACAUUUUGGAUUAAAGAGAAUUAAUAAUGGAAGUGCAAUUAGACAUUAUCAGAUAAUAAAAGUAAGAUCAAAUAGUUAUCAUUGAAUUUUUCAUACAAUUCAUAAUUAUCAUGUGGAACUGAUAAAUUAAUAUUGCUCAUUUAAAAAAUAAUAAUAAUAAUAUUAAUGGAAUACAAUCUAAAAAAUAUCAGUUGA
This is a messenger RNA of Paramecium pentaurelia, 222 nucleotides long. NCBI's taxonomy places the organism in Eukaryota, Ciliophora, Oligohymenophorea, Peniculida, Parameciidae. The record is from the annotation of a GenBank genome assembly.